AUGCAUUCAGAGAGGCAGACCACCACGGGCCCCAGUGGGGACCCCGUUCCCGCUUCUGUAGAGGCUGAAGGGGCAGCUUCGGGAGUCGCCCGCGAAAUGAGUAGCAGUCACAGCAGCAGCAGUGGGAGUCGCAGAAGCAGUGGUAGCAAGACGUCUCGUCUGUUCUCGUCGGGAGGCGGCCUGUGGGGUUCCUCUGCACUUCCUAGCGCGCCCCUGCUUGGAACUCAGCGCACACUGCUAAAUGCAAAAAAAGAGAGACUCUCUAGAGGAACUCGGCUUCUGAUGCCCUAUUGGGCCGCGAGGCAGGUAGUCAUCAACCCUGUCAACGAGGAAGAAACGUGCCCACCUACGCCAGCUGCGCGAGGACGCAUGCAGUUCAGUCUUUCUCACUUUUUCUGCUCUUGCUGGCGCCUGUUAUCGCGCCCGACGAAUAUAUGGCUCGUGGCGAUGUGCAGCCUAUCUGUAGUGGUGUAUGGUUCUGAAGAUCCGGGCCUGGGUUCUAUUCCUCAUCAAGUUCUGCGACUCAUGGGGGCCCCCUUGCUGCUGCUGCUCUCAAUUGUUGCAUUUGCGGGACUCAACAUACAAUCCUCAAGCCGCCGGGAAGCCAUUGCAGCCACAGUGUCUAGCGCCUUCUGCUGUCACGUGCUCGAUGGCCGCGAGCCGAUCCUUAAGGAAGCAGCUUGGGGAGACCUCCGCGUGGGCAACAUCGUGCGCGUCUAUGCCGGGGAGUGCGUACCAGCAGAUCUGCUGAUUCUCACGUGCGGCCAUUCCGAAUCCGCCAUCCUUGACCUACGAAUGGUCGACGGUGCGGCGAGAUUCACCAGACGCUAUUGCGUAAGAGAGACGAAGGCGGACUAUACGCUGACGGCUCUUGCAGGAUUGAGAGGCCGUGUGGUUUGUGAAAACAUGAGUCCUGAUUCCCCUCAUUUUAAAGGAACCAUACGCUUCGACGCGAGGCCUAGGGGAACUCGCGUUGUAGCCAACAAUGUUGCUCCAAGAGGAAGUAUCCUUCGUUGGACACAGUGGAUUGAUGGCCUGGUGCUACACGCCUCAGAAGACGUUGCGUUUCUCCAGCCCCGGAGAAAACGCAAGACGAGAAGCACUGAACUCGAUUCUGCAUGUAAUAUCAUCGUCGGUUUCUUCGCAGUGGUAACAUUUCUUCUUGGUGUGGCUUUGUUGAUUAUUGAAGGCCUCACUGGCACAAACCAGGACUGGACUUUUGAUGUGCCGCAAUAUAAAGCGCAACUUUCUCAAUGUUUGCUCCUGCUGUCUUGCGGCCCCGUGGCGCUGACGCUCGCUCUCGACAUCUUGAAACUGCGGAGGAAAGAAAAUCUUGUGCAGCCUUCGCGUGCGCUGCCGGACCUUCCAGGUCAACACACGGAGCACAACGCGAACACACAACAACACCAGUUGCAUACUUGGCAGCUAGAGGAGGAAAAGAAGUCCCAUCAGAAGCAGGGGCCUCCUUUGGGUGGCACAGAAUAUUGCGCACCUGAGUUGUAUGGACAGCUCAUAUCGCCUUCCGCUCUAGAUGAUUUAUCCAGGGCAAAUUUUCUUUUGUUCGAUAAGGGAGCGACUGUGAUUGGCUCCACACUGCAGCUCGAAGGGAUUUGCGCUGGCGGAAGAAGUUUUGUCAAACAGUAUGGAAUGUAUGCAAAACUUGGAAGCAACUCAAUAUUGGAAGAGAGCAGAUGCGGCAAACCAAGAGGCGCUCAACUCACCGGAGAGCUAUCAACGGAGUCACCGUGCCAGAGGACACAAAAUGCCAGUGAGAGUCCAGUGAAGACUCGAGAAAGUAUUGUUUCCAAGGACAAGUCAAGCUGUACUAAUUCAACGCGUGCGCGCUUUAAACGAUGUAAGCAAUGCGAUAUUCGGGUGGAGGACCUUACCAUGAUCGAGCACUACUACACCAAGCACAGGGACGAAAGAAACAGACUGGAAACCCUCGCACAGGUUGCAUCUAUCUGCCACUGUGCAACACCAUGUCGCUCGAGGCGGGCUACUGAAGGAAAAAAGGAAGAAGCGAACGACGUGCCUGUUACUCCGGAAGCAACUAAAGUACAGGCAGACAUCGACUUCCAGUCAACGCUUCCUGAAGAUGCAACAAUAUUGAAACUCUGCGGUAUCUUGGGAUACAAACCGAUAUUCCGCCGGGGCACGCAGCUGCAUGUCGAACGUUCAACAGUCAGCAUGCCGUCUUGCCCUUGUCAGUUGCAGGGAACAACACUCACAUCGACAACAAAAUCAUCUGGGAUAUUAUCUCAAACACCAGCGCUAAAGACAGAAGGGUUAGCUGAAAGCGGUUGCUGCUGCAAAGCUACUCCACUCCAAACGCUUGUUGAGGCUGUUUUUGGUGAGAAGCUUUGUGCAGCGUACUGUAAUCCAGUCUGCUUGCUGGAAGUUGUGGGCACUCAUGCUCCCUCGCAGCGGAGGCCGCGCCUUGCAUGCGUCGUAAAGCCGAUGGGACACCGCUCGGGUGCACUUCUUGUUGUGAGGGGCCCACCAGAAGACCUUGCGAAUAUAUCGCAAGGGGGCAUAGAAGCUCUCAACGCAAUUGAACACGGGAAAGUCGUUCUUGAUACGCCCCGGGACAAAACUCGCUUCUCCGAGAGCAACAGUAACACCAGCAGUAGCGACAGCGGAGCGGACGAAGCACCUCAAAUCUGCUCAAAGAAGGAAGAAAGUGACGCAGAACAAAAUGGCAUGAGGGGACAAACCUGCGAAGAUGCCUCUCGCGUACGUCAGAUAUUGCUGGCGGCACAACGCUUUUCGCUAGAGGGCUCGCUGCCGUUUGUUUACGCGGUUCGGGUCCUCUCCGCUGAAGAGCUAGCUUUGUAUGUGCAACUGAGCGAAGAAGCUUCGAAUUCCAUGUACCGUCAAGAAGAAAGGCAUGAACGGGUCAUCACUGGUUUCGAGACGAAUCUGCAGAUAGUAGGGUGCGUUGCUGUUGCUGAGAAGCUCCAGCCUCGGGUGUGUGAGACUCUCGCUGCGCUAAGAGGGGUGGGAAUUCGACAAGUGCUGCUUGCUGGAGCUGAUAAGCAUGUUGCUCUAGCUGCCGCGAGGCAUUGUGGGCUUUUGACAUCAUUUGAAUGGAACAACACGGUCACAGCUGGGACGGAAGGCAUUGGGCAGGUUCGAAACAUAGGACCAGCAUAUCACCACCUCAGCGGUCUCCCAUCUGGCGCUGCUGGAUCCCUGGCCGCGGACGACGGUGACUACACGUCUCAUGGUGACAGCAACGAGCCUACCCGAGUGAACGGAAACUCAUGUUGUCGACAGUGUUACGAAGAUAUGCACCUUGCAAGCUCAGACCACCCUGCGGAUGAAAUGCACCAAAAUUCGCCUAGAGCGUUCUGCCCUGGAACUCUCCAUGGACUGGUGACGAACACUCCAGCAUCUCUCUCUCAGUGGGCUGUAGCGGACGCAAAUUAUCUUCUGCAGCGCUGCUCAGCUGAAUUGACCUACUAUGCGCGCAAAGAUCGUCGCCGCCUUCAAAGUCCAUCUGCUUCACUCUGGGCGUGUGAAUGCGGGACGACUGUCUCAAGGCGGCGUGUUCUCAAGACAUCGAUUCGUCGACGUUCUUUCGGCGGAGAAGGACGACGAAUUGGGGAGUUUUUGGCGGACCGCAGUUGCAGUAGAACAAGGGGUUAUUUCGGAAGAGACAGAGACGCAACUUUGUAUCAAAGGGAGAUUCUCAACAAGGAUCUGAGACCAAGGCGUAGGGUACUGCGGCAUAGGAUAGAAACCAAAGAAGGGCAGAAUGUGAGCCUCUCAUCACUACCGCUUCGACGAAAACUUCGCAUUGGGAGAUGUUUCGUCCAAGUUUUUGAAGACAUGUGGCGCCAAUCAAGGGUUCACGGCCAGGGCAUUUGCCUCUUAUCCGAUGCGGCAUCUCUCGCUUUCUUUUUCUCUCAUAAGCUGUUGCAGGGGCUGCUUGUUUACGCCAUUUGCCGCGCAGAUACCAAUGUUUGUGCGGAGGUUCGUGGCCAGCUAAAGCAACAGUUGGUUGCUUGCAUCAAGGCUUCGUUAAAACCCCAGCCGAUUGUAAUAGCGGCUGGAAGUAGCGCGGAGGAUGCAGCAAUGAUGCGAGAAGCCACCAUAGGCAUUUUGAUGCUGCAGGCCUUGACGCCAGCUGAAGAGGCGACUUAUGUUGCAGAGGGGCCUGCGGAACCCAUGGCGGAUCCCGUAACAUCCAGCGAGAAUGCGGCGAAGCCUCCGGUUGCUCGGCACCUUCGCAGAACCUUUCUACCCAAUUCCAGAAAGACGUCUCACGCCUUUUUACCGCUUCUGCCUGAACAGGAGCCUGGCGCAAAAAGGAGGAAGUCUCUUCCUCUACCACCAGCCCCUGAAAACUGUCAAGCUCCGAAAGGCCGGAUAAAUUCAAUGGACUCUGGGCUUAAUGGGCUUCUGAAACAAGCGUCGUCUGUAUUUCAACAAGAAUUGGUAGUACAACAGCACCAACAGGCGACACAGUCUACCAACCAAGGCCCUGGUCGUGUUGGUAGAAAUUCCAUCACAAACAACUGCACUUUCGUGCCCUACAUGCAGGCUGCGUGCCUUUGUGGAAGCAGUGCCGACGUGGUUCUAGAAUCGUUUCACUCGCUUUGCUCCCUGAUAUUUAGGGAUGCUCUUUUUGAGCGAGCGCAGAGCGUACUACUCAUAGAUCAGGUCAUUUACUCCACCAGCGUGCUUUUGGCCUUUCUUUUUGCAAUGCUAGCCACAAACCUACUUGACUCUGGGGACCCAACAGGCUUGGUGAACUGCAUCUGGUUCUCGCUAAUCGCCAUCGCUGCAGCCUGCCUGACUAGUCGCCCAAUGGCUGCUGCACUUGAUGACGAAUUGCUUUGGACAGUGCUUGAAGGAGUUACAACGGCUGUGACUGUUUUUAUUCUGCUGUUCCGGGCUCUCUCUGAAGGACUGCGGAUGGGCGUAUUGCUACAUCUCACUGACUUCUUUUUCGCCGCUUUUUGCUUCGGCACUGUUGUACGGCCUUGGCUGAUCGCCCUUAGCAUAGGCGGGCCUGCUGCACGCGGGCGCACUUUAAGGGCGGCUUGGAAAGGCGUUAGGGAGAGUGUGGAUCGCCGUGGCUUUAAUACCUGUCAGGCGGACGGACAAUUUAGGAGCCGGUACAGGGCCGAGGCCGCGCAACCACUACUGCUCCAAUCCACUGAAGCAGCCAUACGUAGGGACAAUGCGCAUUCACGUCAAAAUGUGGAGAACUGCCACCAUACAACCGAUGUUUCUGGCUGUGUGUUUCGCCCAAGCGCCAGUUCCGGUCCCGCUAGUGGACCUCGGCUGCGUGACACCUACUUGGUACCGGUGGUACAGGAUACUGCAGCAAGCCCGUAUAGCUCAGCCGAAGACCUGCGCAUUAAGGAGGUGCAUGCGCCAGUGGGAUAUUUCGGACUGAACACGGAGGAGCAGCAUGAUUGCUCAUCACGCUUCUUAAACUCGAAUUUGAAGGAGUCCCCAAAUAUGUUUAAGCGUUGGUGUGAACAGCUUAGAGCCCAUUUGAAGCUUCUACGCUUCUUCUUUAAGGUCCUUGUGCUUCUUAGCCUCCCAUGGCUUAUUACGAUUCUACAGCUCCUGAUGUUCUAUGAUGAAACCAGCGCCAUGAAGCACCUGCGCGUCUUGCCGUACUCUUUCCCGGCUUGGUGGCUUGUGCUUAUUCCUUGCACUACUCUAACAGUGCUAGUGGCGGGCCUUUUUCGACAAAUUAAUGCGUUACUUGGCGCUGAGAAGGUCUUGAUGGCAGCUGAAGAUGCGUCCGCGGCUGCGCUGGCAGUCGCCGCCAUGAGAAGGGCAGCAGAUACGCGCAGUCCGCAGCCCCAAGCUCAAAACCAGCCAAAACAACGCUCCGCUGCCUGCUUUGGCUACUGCAUGCAAGACAGGUCUGCUUUGCAGCAGUUGUGCAGCAUCUGCUCGGCUUUUGACGCCAUUGAUGUAUCACUGCUCAGGCAGCUUGAGAGCAGCAUCGGGGUUCAGAAUACCCAGAGCAAUCAGAUAGAGGAACAGUCUCUGGAGCCGCUUCAGCGGAAUACCAACUCUUUGCAUUUCCUGGAAUGCUUCGUAAGCUGCACCGCACGUUGCUCAUACCACAUACAACAGCAUCUGCUGCUUCUUCAAAAGAUAGCGGCGCGACUUCCUGCCCCGUUUCGCUUUUCGCUGCAAAACGGCGAGGCUGUUCUUCACUCCCUCUCACUGCUCCCGGCCGGCAAGGCUAUCGUCCGUUCGUCGAAGUCUUUGCCAGUUGCAUCGGAGAGCCCAGUACUUGCUGCUCUUUCCUGGGAAGUGCGGCGGCAGCUAGCAACAUCAGGUGGGGACUUCCUCGUGGGUUUUGGAAAAACGGCAGAGAGCAGGGAUGAGCGCCGUCUUCGGAGGGCCAUGACUGACACGACAAGCUUGUUCUCUGAAUGCAACGUGGUCGUUGAAGGGGACUGGACAAGUGAAAGCUUGUUCGAGUCAGAGAGUGAAUUUGAAGCGACUUCACCAUCUCCGCCUCCCGUCGUCUGCGACGAAGCCACUACAGAGCAGCGUGCAAACGAAGCACUGAAAGGAUUUUCUUUGACAUUCCGAGACCCUUAUUUAGAGGCGGAUUACCAGUCCGCGCGUGAAAGGGAGCUGCGUCGGUCGAUGCUCGCCUUCCGCAGCACACUGGGCGUUUUGCUCGGCUUGUGGAUUGUUUUUAACUUAGUUACACUUACUGUUCAACGAGGCAUCAAUACUUCGCGUGAUCGCUGGGAUUUAGUAUUAUCCUUUGUGCCGUUUAUACCUCUUGCCGUGGUUCUUAUUUGGUCAUUUCGGCGUUCAUUUGCCAGUAGGUUUGAAGGCCUCGUCGGAUUUUCGGCUGUCGCGUACAUAGUCUUGCAAAAUAUAGUUGAUUACAGACUGUCUUCAGAUGGUAUGGAUACCAGUCUAUCUGUAAUCCUCGUGGUCGCGGUCAUGUUACGGCUACCAUUUAAGCUUGCAACGAGCCUGAAUUUGCUCUAUGUCUUUUCGAACAUACUGCGCUACGUCUUGGGGUUCUAUAAUCAGUCCUACUUCUGUCGUUUUGCCUGCAUGAUUUCUCCACCUCGUCUGUUUUACCCCUUCUCCGCUGUUCCGUGCAAAGAAGGCUUUUCUUUGGAUCGGCUUGAACGCUGCGUGCCCUCGGAUUCGGUGCUGCACAAGCUGAUGGCUCCCCUCAAGACGCGGCAGGAAUUGCUUGCAGUAGCGGUGGCUCAUGAGAUUGGAUCAACUCCGGAGGAAGUUUUGAGUCAGCGGGAGCCAAGAUGUUUGUGCAUAUGGCAGCUCUUAUCGCCGAUGAACAUGCCAAAUGCUAUACCUUAUUAUUUGUGUUCGCCACCACUUUUUUUGUCUGUUCUCUUCUGUGACGUCGCCGAUUUCCACAGUCUCGUCUGUGCCUUUUCCUUGCCGCAGGACCUAGUGAAGCUCCUGGAUGCCCUCUUCCUGUGUUUCGACAAACUAAGCGAACAGUUCCAACUCGUGAAGAUUGAAACUGUUUUUGAAACGUAUCUUGCUGCAGCAGGCAAGGCUGCAACGGAACAGAAGGCUAACGCGAAGUUUUCGCGAAAAUACCUCGUCUGUGCCGAUACAGCUUCAGCUCGCCUGAAUGAUCCAGUUCUGGCAGAUGAUGCAGGUGGACAAAUGGACGAGGAGAGAGAUUCCUUCAGCGAGCGAGACCUUCUGAAAGUCCAGCAAGGGGCCUUCAGUGCUGUUGAGACAGCUUUGGCGAUGCUCCAGGUAACCUUGUACAUUACGUAUGAUUCAGCCGAGCCGUCAUCAGUCAGGAAUCCGGAGGAACCACAAAGCCAACAAAGCAGCCCGAGGGAAAAUGCCAUUCUCCAAACAGUUAAUGAUGGAGGCUGCCAACGACAAACUCGUCGUGUACGAGUGAAGAUUGGCAUUCACAGUGGGAACGUCAUCAGCGGCGUUGUAGGUUUUCGGAAGCCUCAAUACGCUCUUUUCGGAGAUACAGUAAACACCGCUUCAAGGAUGAAGAGCACGAGCGUGGCCGAUGGAAUUCAUAUUAGUGGAGCAACUCACAAAUUCGUCGCUCAUGACCAGCAGUUCAAGUGGAGAGAAGAGAUAGUCGAUGUCAAGGGUAAAGGCCGCAUGCAGACUUACUUUUUAGAUCAUGUGGUCGGCUUGCGCACUCCUUCGGAAGAGGCCGUCUGCCGUGCUCCUGAACCAGCCGGCCGCUAUGGGAGCAGCAGCAUGUCGUUUGCACAAGAAAGCGAAGAUGUCUCAUCCUACUUCCAGGGUGUUGCUCAGUGGCCACGACGGCACAGAACUCGCCGUUGGCAGGACCCCAGCCUUACAAUUACGAGAUCAAGCAGUGCGUAUCCAGAAGCAGCAUGUCAGAGACUUCCAGAUAAGCCGAGCUCUUCCAGUCCAGCAGGGAGAAUAGCUCGAGGGGUGCCAGUUGUGGAUGAACCGUCUCAUUGCGCGGGGUGCCAAAGCACUAGUGUUGUCAGCGAGUCUUCCGUGGAUGGGACGGCGAACCGUCCGUGCUGCCCCCGGCAGCAGUCAUCAAGCUCGUUAGGAGCUUUAGGCAGCGUCUUACCUGCUGCAGACAAUUUAGAGCGGAAUGACUGCGGAUGCAAUACAGAUUGUGGGUCUCUUGCGAAAAUUUCGAUUCCUCUAGAUAGGCGCUCUACUCUCUCUAAUGAGCGCUGUUCACGGUGGCGUGGCGCCGAGCGCCUGCAGCGCAUCACAAACGCAGUAGCAUCUGUCUUUAGUCCAGUACAAUUUGGUUCUAGUGGCCGGCGCCGACGAAGUGGCAGCCACGAACAGCAAGCAAGCAGGAAACGCAGCAGGAGUGCUGCUUCAUCGGGAGACAGCCCUUGGCGAAGGGCGGGUACAGGCGGAGCUGGCCGGACUGACUUGGAAGAGCCACUUUGCAAGUCUGCAAAUGCAGUGGACGACGACGCAAAGCGUCCUAAAUUGUCGUCUAGAAUAACGAGAGCGUUUGGACUGAAUGCGCGUACCGACAUGGUCCGACUUCGAUUCUGCUCCAGUGACAUGGAAGACAGCUAUAAGCACAACUUUUACUCAAACAAAGCUCACAUAAACGCGAUUGAGCAGGCAAUAAUUAUAUUUUUGUGGAUGGGAAUACGCUGGCUGAUUUUUUGGCUGAACAUUCUGUUUAUCUUUGCCGCAUUGGCAUUUGUACUGACAAAUGCAAGGGACCCAGGCAAGAAAGCGCCGUCGGAGUGGCAUACAGCUGACACCGUGGAACUCUCGUUCUUCCUUACUUUAAUUCAUCACAACACUGGACUGUUGUUCCAGCACAUUAUUUUCGUGGAUGCACUCUUAAUUACGGCAAGCUUCAGCAGCGCCAUGCUCGUGUCUCAGCCCACAACCGAGCGCCUUCGCGGCAUCUUAAUAGUUUGCCUACUGCUCAUUGUCAACCUAAUGUCUUGCUAUGUUCGAGAGCAUGACGACAGGCAGACUUACAUUGUGAAUCAGGAGGCGAGCGCACUGGAACGGCGCAGCUUGGAGUUGCUAAAUGAUAUGCUCCCAAAAGAACUGCUUGCUGAAUUCCAGAACGAUAAUCUAAGGCUCGCCUACUCUCACGAGUCCCUGGCAUUUCUUUUCGCAGAUAUAUGUGGGUUCACUGCAUGGUCCCGGAGUGUCAGUGCGGAGCAGGUGCUUUCCCUUCUACAACGCCUUUUCACGCGUUUCGACAGGGACACUAUAUCGUUGAAUCUUUACAAGCUAUGCACCAUUGGGGACGCUUAUGUUGCGGUGUCUGGUUUACAUAUUGAUACUCCUUCGCAAGAGCCACUAGGCAGAAAUCCUGAUGCUCUAGACUCGUUCCAUGCGGCGUCUACUGCUCGAGGGCAUACAGAUUCGUUCGCAAGCUGUCCGUGGCGUCCACAAUGCGAAGGCCCGUACGGAGGGGACAGCAGGGUGUGGCGUGAACGCCACGAGACGGACGAAGCAUACCGAGUGCUCUGCAUGGCGAGGCAAAUGCUUGAGCAUGUGGAGGCGGUGAGGGAAGAAAUGCAAGUCCCAGGUCUCAACAUGCGCAUCGGCCUCCACGUAGGUUCUUGCGUUGGAGGCGUGAUAGGUAGUAGGCGUUUGCGGUAUGACCUUUGGGGUCUUGACGUUCUUGUGGGAAAUGACAUUGAGAGCAACGGGUUGCCAGGACAAAUUUGUUGCUCAAAAGAGUUCAAAACUGCCUUUCAAAGAGAAGAGCAGAGCGACCUUCGAUGCUGCGAGUAA
Messenger RNA from Eimeria tenella, 10230 nucleotides. RefSeq names its product Guanylate cyclase, related. Gene Ontology annotation, biological process: intracellular signal transduction; cGMP biosynthetic process; receptor guanylyl cyclase signaling pathway. Bases 1 to 10230 code for a protein of 3409 amino acids. Gene Ontology annotation, molecular function: peptide receptor activity; guanylate cyclase activity. The record is from RefSeq and is a predicted model, not a curated record. The transcript is spliced from 27 exons. NCBI's taxonomy places the organism in Eukaryota, Apicomplexa, Conoidasida, Eucoccidiorida, Eimeriidae.